Chaetomium globosum CBS 148.51 is the source of this 936-nucleotide messenger RNA. RefSeq lists its product as uncharacterized. Gene Ontology annotation, cellular component: endoplasmic reticulum. Gene Ontology annotation, molecular function: N-acetylglucosaminylphosphatidylinositol deacetylase activity. The transcript has a single exon. The record is from RefSeq and is a predicted model, not a curated record. NCBI's taxonomy places the organism in Eukaryota, Fungi, Ascomycota, Sordariomycetes, Sordariales, Chaetomiaceae. Bases 1 to 936 code for a protein of 311 amino acids. Gene Ontology annotation, biological process: GPI anchor biosynthetic process.
AUGGACUGGCCCGUGACUGUCGGCGUGCUAGCCGUCGUGCUCCCGUCACUAUACGUCUACACCACUUCCGUGGUCUCGGAGCGCUUCCCAGCCGUGCGUAACAAACGCGUCUGCCUUCUUAUUGCGCACCCUGAUGACGAGGCCAUGUUCUUCUCGCCUACCGUCAUGGCGCUCGCCAGACCGGAGACGGGAAACCACGUCAAGAUCCUCUGUCUGAGCAGUGGUAUGCGCCCGCCCCUCUUCCACCCCCAGCCUUAUACUACGGCCGCUAACGAGAAUCAUCUCAUGGUAGGCAAUGCAGACGGCCUCGGCGAGACACGAAAGCGCGAACUCGCCAAGUCGGGCUUGAUCCUCGGGCUACGCUCGACGGACGACGUUUUCGUCGUUGACAAGCCCGAAUUCCCUGACAGCAUGACGGCAAAGUGGGACAGCGGCGACAUUUCGGCCCUGCUUUGCUCGGCCUUCGCACCCAACCUUGCCAGGAUGCGAAACAGCGAGACGGCCCCGGCAGCCGCUAUCGACGUGCUCGUAACGUUCGACGCCGGUGGUGUCUCCGGCCACCCAAACCACAUUUCCUUGUACCACGGCGCCAAGGCUUUUAUCGCGGAGUUGGUGGCUGGCAAACCAGGCUGGCAGCCGCCCGUCGAUCUCUACACCCUCAAGACAGUGUCCUUGGGACGAAAAUACAUUGGAUUUUUGGACGUGCUGACCACACUCGCCAGCUGGGCCGUCGGCGCCGAUAAGAAGGACAAGAAGCACCCCGGGGGCUUGGUUUUCCUCAGCAGCUUAAUGGGGUACGGCAGCAUCACAACUGCGUGGAGGGCCAUGGUUUCGGCGCACAAGAGCCAGAUGGUCUGGUUUCGGUACGGUUGGAUCUCCCUGAGCAGGUAUAUGUAUAUCAACGACCUGAGGCUGGAGAAGGUCAAGGGUCGGUGA